AUGACUUGUGUCUGUUCUAUUUCUUACUCUGUGAUGGUUAAUGGUUUUCCUGUUAAGCCUUUUCCUGCAAAAAAGGGUCUUAGACAAGGAGAUACUAUGUCUCCUUUUCUCUUUUCUCUAUGUAUGGAGUACCUAUCUAGGUGCCUUAAGGAAAUGACUGGGAAUCCUAAUUUCAAUUUUCAUCCUAGAUGUGAGAAAUUAGGUAUUACCCACAUGAUUUUUGCAUAUGAUCUUCUCCUCUUCUCUAGGGCUGAUUCCAUCUCUAUUCAGCUUCUCUUGCAGGCUUUCCAGAAAUUCUCUUGUGCUUCUGGUCUGAUGGCUAAUUUAAGUAAGAGUGAGGUUUAUUUUGGAGGCAUCUCUGAUUUUGAUAAAGAUCAGUUGCAAACUGCUCUUGGCAUGAGUAGAGGUAGCUUGCCUUUUAGAUAUCUUGGGGUGCCUUUGUCUUUUAAAAAGCUUAUUGUUGCUCAGUGUAGGCCUUUGGUUGAAAGGGUUACUACUAGGAUUGGAUGCUGGACUUCUAGAAACUUGUCUUAUGAUGGUAGGUUACAGCUUAUCAAAAGUGUUCUCGUUGGUAUUCAGGCUUAUUGGGCUCAGAUUUUCAUCUUACCUAAGAAGAUUCUUAGGGAAAUUGAAUCUAAGUUCAGGAUUUUUCUUUAA
This is a messenger RNA of Chenopodium quinoa (quinoa), 657 nucleotides long. RefSeq lists its product as uncharacterized. NCBI's taxonomy places the organism in Eukaryota, Viridiplantae, Streptophyta, Magnoliopsida, Caryophyllales, Amaranthaceae. The transcript has a single exon. The record is from RefSeq and is a predicted model, not a curated record. The coding region runs from base 1 to 657 and encodes 218 amino acids.